Molecule: messenger RNA, 5980 nt
Organism: Amblyraja radiata (thorny skate)
Lineage: Eukaryota; Metazoa; Chordata; Chondrichthyes; Rajiformes; Rajidae
Gene: fam171a2a
Product: family with sequence similarity 171 member A2a
Exons: 8
Coding region: 153-2699 (848 amino acids)
Source: RefSeq, a predicted model, not a curated record
AAACCAUUAGGCGAGAGCGGAGGGAGGGAGAGGCGGAUUGAGGGUGGGAGAUCGGCUGCCUGGGCGUUUGGCGGCGAGAAUGCAGAUGGGUGGCUGAGGCGGAGACUGCAGCGGGACACGGAGGCUGCUACCCGGGCUAUGUCCCUGUGAUAAUGUCGCUUCUUGCGGCGCUGGCACUCAGCCUGCUGAGCUUGUGGAGCUGCGGGCUGCGGGCAGCGCUGGGCAAAGCGCUGGGCGUUCACGAGGUGUCUAUAAAAGUGCAAGUCUUCGACAACGGUGACCUGUCUCCUCUGGCAGAGGCCGCCGUGGAUGUUUACACAAACCAGUCGUGGUUAGCUGCAGGAACGACGGACAGGGAUGGCGUGGCACUGAUCACCGUACAGUACCGACUGGGAACAUGGCUGGUCGUCAGCGCUGCAAAGCACGGCUUCGUCACCAACUCUGCCCCCUGGCACGCCAAAAAAACUCCACUGUUUACGUCGGUGAGCCUCUAUCUCCUACCGGAGCGACCAGCGACCUUAAUGCUGUACGAUGACGUGGUGCAGAUCCUGCUGGGAUCGCCGGGUGCCAAGAAUCAACCGUGGGUCCAGUUCAGAAGGAAGAAUGUUGGGCUUCCAGAAAACACUUCGUACAGUGAUCUGUCUGCCUUCCUCACCACGGCCAAUGAUGACACGGGAGUGGAGCGAUUCCCCUAUCUCCUGGGCUACGAAGCCAAUAAAACAGUGAAUCGCUCCAGGUUUGAACUGACUCCUGUGGCUGCCAUCAGCAUUCACCUGUUCACCAGCAAUGGGUCUCGUGUCAAAGUCUCGGGCCCCAUUGACGUCUCUGUUCCUUUGCCCACUGACGGCCUUGUGACAACUAUGAGAAACAUCCCAGUCUGGAGGUUUGAGAGGAAGAUUGGGGUUUGGGUGAGGAGUGGGACCGGGAUGAUCAUGAAGGACGGGAGCCAGCUCACCUGGGUGUACCGCGCUCCACAGCUGGGUUACUGGGCAGCAGCCCUGCUUCCCUUAAACCAAGCUGCAGUCAACACAUCAAGGUUUGGAGACCUGGGCACCUACCACACCAUAUUCUUGCUCACCAUCCUUGGAGCCAUGGCUCUCCUGGUCCUGGUGCUCCUGUGCUUGCUUCUCUAUUACUGCAGGCGAAGAUGUCUAAAACCACGGCAACAUCACCGAAAAUUGCAGAUUGCUUCCACGUUGGACAACUCCAAGAAGGACCAGGCCACCUCCAUGUCUCACAUCAACUUGAUCAGUACCAGCCACCUGGAGUCGGUGUCCUCCAAUGGGGACAUGGACAUUCACACACCCAUCCUGAAGUCCGCCUUUAGUACCUCUCGAGAGUUUGAGAGCUCUCGAGAAGAGUUCUUCAAACAGAUUCCGUAUAGGGAAUCGGGUCCAAAGAUGAGGCACAUUAGCAAAGCAUCCACUGACACUCUGGCCCACAGAGGGAAUUCCAAGGAAGACUACCACAGGACGGUGGAGAGCUAUCCGCUGAAGGUUGCAAGGUCCAUGGACGCUUCAGGAGAGCUGGAACCGCCUCUGAUGGAUGACUACAGACGCAGCUAUAAUUCGAUGGUCUCACAGCAACCGACAGACGAAAAGGGUAGAGAGAUUCAGGGCCGGCGUGUUUUGGCUGAAAGUAAACUGUGUGCAAAUGAUCCACCCUCACCCCCCCCACUGCCACCACCUUUCGAAUCUCUUGUUGGCCACAAAAUGGAUAAUAAGCCUUCGGAAUACAUGAUGUCCCAAUCUGUUGACCAUCUGGCCAGGCCUACAACCCUGUCCCAGCACGGUCAACUAAUCUUCUGUGGAUCAAUCGAUCACAUGAAAGACAACAUGUACAGGAAUGUAAUGCCUACUUUGGUCAUUCCCGCCCAUUACGUGGGAUUAACUUCCGAUUAUCCUUGCAUGGACCCGUCAGCAAGCGGCCCAAUGGAACAGAUGGAGAUGAAAGGGAUGCAGAUGGGAGUCCCAUUGUCCCAUCAGCCUGGAGCUCAGCAGUAUCAACACCAAGGCCAACAGGCGACCCCUCAGUCAGACGAUGGAGAAGACAAACCCUGGGGCCCCCAUUCCUCUUCCAUGAGCGGCCCAAUGGCGGUAUUGCUGAACGAGUCAGCGAUGGCACAGAUGAAUGGGGAGCUGCAGGCAUUGACCGAGAAGAAGUUCUUGGAGCUGGGGGUGAAGCCUCAGCACCCCAGGGCCUGGUUUGUGUCGUUGGAUGGCAGAUCCAAUGCUCACGUUCGGCACUCCUACAUCGACCUGCAGACCGGGGAGAGGAUCGGCAGCAACGGCGCCAGUCUGGAUUCUGGUGUGGACGUGAACGAGACCAAGGCUGGGAGGAAGCCCAAGGAGGAGCGGGAGAGGCACGGUCCCGGGAACAUGGCCUACAGCAAACUGGUCUACGUGGAGGACAAUGAGCAGAGCAGCAGUGAAAGCAGAACGGCGGUCUGUUCACCAGAGGACAACUCGCUGACUCCUCUGCUGGAGGAGAGCUCCGAGCACAGGCAGACCCUCCAUCGAGAGCACAGCAGAGGCAACAGCAUGAGGAGCAGCAUGAGCGAGACCCGCAGGGAUUCCACCACCAGCCCAGAGGAGGAGAUGCAGGAUCAGUCUGAAGGUGGCGACGACCAAGGGGAGAACAAAAAGAGCCCUUGGCAGAAGAGGGAGGAGCGGCCAUUGAUGGUGUUUAACCUGAAGUGAACGGGCCUACUUGACUUUUCCAACACCUUGAAUCAAAUCUUCACAAGUUUUUUGAAAGCGCAUCAGCAUCCCGUGAGAAAACCUGAGCACAAACAACGGAAAUCGAUGAAGUCUAGAGUAACAAAACCCAACAUGGCCUCUUGUAUUAGGACCCUUGGACCCAGGGAGCAGCAAAAUCAUUCUCCCAGAACUUGUGCAACUUUAUAUCGCUAAGCUGAAACAAUGGUUGAAAAGGAAGGAAGGAUCUCAGUGACGCAACUGCAUGUCUUCUGUAAGGGCGGAUUGGACAAGCAUUCAUGUUGUCUUUAGAACUUAUAACUGAGUUUUUGUAAAAAAAAAAAAAAAAGUCAUUGUGGUACCAACCCACACAAUAAACUCACUGAAUUUUGUUUUUCCUGAGGAAGAUGAAAAGACUAUAUAAAGGUUCAGUCCUUUUUGUUAUUUUAAUUGGAACAACCCUACCAAAUGAAGCAUUUUCAUGCUUGAGGAUCAGUAAUUUUACAUGUCAUGGCUUUUUUGAAUCGAGGCUUUUUUGGAAGGUAGAUUUUCUUUUCCUUUUUGUGUACCGUGCUUUCCUUAACUUGACCCCAAACCAUCUCCAGUAGCAGACCAUUUAGAUCUGGUCCAGGACUCUCCAAGUGCCUUCUUUAUGUCUAAGUUGUGCAACAACAAAAAACGGAGGGAAAGCAACUCUUAUUGACUGUACCGAUGUGAAGUGGAGAGUGGUGAUCAGGAGCCUGAAGUUAGGAAGUCAAAGAUUUUUAUACUUGUUUUGUAAUGUUUAAUAUGUGCAGAAACAGCUAAAGAAAUGUAUCCCCAUUGCCACUGUGAUUUUUCCUGGACUCUGGUCAAUAUACCAGGUAGGAAACGCUAAUCUGUAUACAGUUUGUUCACAACAGCGUUUAAUACAUAAGAUUCAUCUGAGUUGAUUACUUAAUCAAUAUGGGAGAUGAAAGAUGAGAAGAAGACCUAUUAAUGAUGCAUUUGUAAAUCUUUUGUGUAGAUCAGCUAAUCUACAUGACAACUGGAAUUCUGCUGCAGCGAUCGUAGGUGUAAGGCUGGAGUGGCCAGUUCACGGGGUGGAAUGUGUGGGAAAAGUGGGACAAAUGUAUCCAUUUGUCCUGAAGAUAAGAGUGGGACAGUGACGGAGGGGAGGAUGAGUGGGCCAGUGCCUUGAAAAUGAGCAGCCCUCUGUUUAUUGUCCUCGUGGGAUAUGUGGGGGUCCAUGAAGACUUACGAUGGUGAGGUCCAUGAAGGUUAUGGCAUUGGUCCAUGGAGACAUGAUGGUGAGAUCCAUGAAGAGUUAUGGCAUUGUUCCAUGGAGAGGAGGAUCCUUAGACUGAGGACGGACCCAUUUCAUAUGUAGAUGCAAGGAACUGCAGAUGCUGGUUUACAGAAAAGGACACAAAUUGCUGGAGUAACUGAAGCGGGUUAGACAGCAUUUAUAGGUGAUGAUUCCAACCAAAAAAAGUCGCCUAUCCAUGUUCUCCAUAGAUGCCACUUGACCCACUGAAGUUAGUCCAUGUUAUGUGUAGUUUGGGAUGAUACAAUAUUACUGGGACAGUGUCUACCAUGUUCUGGAUGCGGCUUUGUUGGAGCAAGUCAAAGGGUGAAACAUGGGGGUGAGUAACAGGUUUGAAGAGUAUCCCAUCAAUGAGGAUUCUUCACUGGUUUGCCCAGGACCAUUACUGCCAUAAGAUUUGCUCACUGCCCUAUACCCACACAGCUCCUCCACCUCUUGGUAUCAAGGUUGUUUAGGCCUCCAUGAGAAACCAAAUUCAUCGCAUCCUGCUGUCCCAAUGCAGCUGUGACCAGGGCAUCAACGUAGGUCAGGUCUCCCCCCCUGAUCAACCACACAGGUCUGCCAACUAGACCCUUACACCGGUCAUUGUAAGUAACACACUUGCAACUCCAUUGUUCUGUCAUUUAAGGAUAAAUGAUUUUAUUUUCUUCAACGUAUGAAUUAGUUGUUAAAUCAACUUGAACCGAACGGUAAAAGACAAUUUUACUUCUUUUGAAUCCCUUUAGUUUAAUAUCUACGAGCACUAUAUACUUCUGAAGAUGACUGAUUUGUGGUUGAAAACAUAAUAAAAUAUUUAAUUAGGGUUUUCCAAACAAGUAUUUAUUUGUUCCUAUUUGGGCAUUGCCAGCAAGGUCAGCAUUUAAAGCUUGUUGUAAAGUGUUGUAUGAAAGGGUGAUGAGUGGUCUUUCUAAACCACUGCAGUCCCUGUUGUGAAGAUAUUGCUAUUGAUUCAGCCCCAUGAUUUUAUUUCCAGGAAGGAUCAGCUAUAUUCUUCCAAGCUGAGUUAUAAAGUCAUCGCUUGGAAGCAGGCCCUUCAGCCCAACUUGCCUUUGCUGACCAAGAUGCCACAUCUACAGAUGUCCCAAACCUGCUCACGUUGGGCCCAUAUCCCUCUAAACCUUUCCUAUCCAUGUAUCUGUCCAAGUAUCUAUUAAAUGUUGCUAUGGUAGAUGUCUCAACUACCCCCUCUGGCAGCUUAUUCCAUAAACCCACCAGAAAAAGGUUGCCCUUUAGGUUCCUAUUAAAUCUCUCCCUUCUCGCCUUAAACCUAUGUCCUGAGGUUCUUGAUUCUCCAACUGGGUGAGAGACCCUGUGUAUCAACGCUAUCUAUUCCCCACAUGAUCUUAUAUACUUCUAUAAGAUCACUCCUCAUUUUCCUGCGCUCCUAGAUAGGAAGUCCAAGCCUGCCCAGCCUCCCCCUGUAGCUCAGGCCCUCGAGACCUGGCAACAUCCUCGUUCCUCCAGCACUUUGUGCUUUGCUCUGUACAGUGUGCUCCCUUCAAAGUUCAGCUUGUGUGUGAUCCUGUGCUUUGACUCAAUUUAACAAUAGAUAGCUGCAGGAAAUAGAUCUGACAUGUUUGCUUUCUUUUUAUGGAUCGAGUAUUUCCUGUUGAAUAACUGGAUAUAGAGUAUGAACACAUAUUGCAUAUUGCUAGAUGUGGGUUCAAACACAGCUCAGGGUGAUUGGGCGGUGGGUGGGUGGGGGGGAGGAGAUAUUUCAUCUGAAUAUAUCCAGUAACUUUAGCCACAGUUUGCAGGACAUACUACAAUUGAACCCAAGUCAAAAUCCCAUGGUUGAGACAAAGAGAAGAAACUUUACUCCAAUAACCCCUGACACCCUGUGUCACUGACAGAAUGAAUUCCAGUGAUCAUUAAGGUUAGAAAGACCUGGAAAUGUCCCACUCCCAAUGUGAUUGAUUCAUACUAAAGAAAAUAAUUUAUUUGCAAUACUGAAUCUGACUAUUAAAGACAUAAACCA